CAAGCAUGUUGUUCCGCCUGGCCUCGGAUGAAGGAGGCUACUAUUUGACAUUCUCAGACGUGUCUCAAGCGAUAUCGGUAUGCUUAGCAAAGCACAGUUUUCUGACUUACAGCUCUUCUUAGUAUGUGGUUAAUGUUCAAUUGUUUUAAUUUGCUCAGAACGAAUAACAGCUGUAGUCAGUUGAUUUUUGGCAAAACAGCACGCUGUGCAGUGUCAUGAAUAUUUAAAGAGAAUUCUAAUACGAGAGCUGAGUUCGUUUAUUCAGUAAUAUAUGAUAGGCACGUUAUUAAUGUGUGCUUGAACUGGAAUAAAAAAAGACUUGGAAUUACAAACGCGUAGAAGUUUUCUGAUUGUGAUAAUCAACUUGCCUUAGUCAGACGUCAUGAGGCGACGCAAUGUGGGAGGGGUGAAUUAUUUUACAGGGUUAGAGGAAGAGGGGAGGACAGUGAAUGAAUCAAUCGAGCUAGCUGUUGCUGGAGAGCAGGCUAAGAAAGGACGACGUUCGGGAACGGUACAAAGAUCCGCGAUGUCUAAAGAAAUGGAGAGAAGUGAGAAAAUCAUGGAGUCGAAGGUAAUGUGGUACCCGGACUCCAAGAAAAACACCCAAAUGGACAGAUUCAGGAGCCUUGUGAACCGGGAUUUCGGGCUGAAUCUGGCCACCUACGACGAGCUGUAUCAGUGGUCAGUGGAGAAUUAUGCUGAAUUCUGGGCUGAAGUCUGGAAGUUUUGCGGCAUCGUUAGUUCACAUAUCUACGAGGAGGUUGUUGAUCUGUCUAAGAGGAUAUCGGAUGUCCCUGAAUGGUUCAAAGGCAGCCGCCUGAACUAUGCAGAGAACCUUCUGAAGCACAAAGAUCAAGACAAAGUGGCCCUAUAUGCAGCUACGGAGGCCAGUGAUGAGAUCACCAAGGUGACGUUCAGGGAGCUGUCCCGGGACGUGGCGCUUUUUGCCGCCGCCAUGAGGAAGAUGGGUGUACGCACAGGUGAUAGAGUGGUGGGAUACCUGCCCAAUGGGAUACAUGCUGUAGAAGCCAUGUUAGCGGCGGCUAGCAUCGGCGCCAUCUGGAGCUCCACCUCCCCAGACUUUGGGGUUAACGGAGUCCUGGACCGGUUCUCCCAGAUCCAGCCCAAGAUCAUCUUCUCUGUUGCAGCAGUGAUCUACAAUGGCAAGUUGCACGAUCACAUGGAGAAGCUGCAGAGUGUUGUCAAAGGCCUGCCGGACCUCAAAAAGGUGGUUGUCAUUCCAUACGCCCGCUCCAGGGAAGAGACGGACCUCUCUCGAAUUCCAAACAGCGUGUUCCUGGAGGACUUCCUGUCCAUGGGGAAAGAGGGGGACCAGGAUCCACAGCUGGAGAUUGAGCAGCUGCCUUUCAGCCACCCGCUGUUCAUCAUGUUCUCCUCUGGGACCACUGGCUCUCCCAAGUGCAUGGUUCACUCUGCAGGGGGAACGCUCAUCCAGCACUUAAAGGAGCACAUUCUGCACGGCAGCAUGACCAGCAGUGACAUCAUCAUCUACUACACCACGACGGGCUGGAUGAUGUGGAACUGGCUCAUCUCCUCUCUGGCGGUGGGGGCGUCUGUUGUUCUCUAUGAUGGUUCCCCCCUGGUCCCCACGGCCAACAUCCUCUGGGACCUGGUUGACCGACUAGGGAUCACCAUUUUUGGAACCGGUGCCAAGUGGCUCUCCGUGUUGGAAGAGAGAAAUCUCAAGCCAGCCGAAACGCACAGCCUGCAGAGUCUCCACACCAUCCUGUCCACUGGCUCCCCGCUGAAGCCCCAGAGCUACGAGUACGUCUACUCCAGCAUCAAGAGCAACGUACUGCUGGGCUCCAUCUCCGGUGGGACAGACAUCAUCUCCUGCUUCAUGGGACAGAAUAUGACUGUGCCUGUUUACCGUGGUGAGAUCCAGUCCCGAAACCUGGGCAUGGCUGUGGAGGCAUGGAGCUAUGAUGGAAAGCCAGUAUGGGGGGAGAGUGGGGAGCUGGUAUGCCUGAAACCCAUUCCCUGCCAACCCACCCACUUCUGGAACGACGAGAAUGGGAGCAAGUAUCGCAAGGCGUACUUCUCAAACUUCCCAGGGGUGUGGGCCCAUGGAGAUUAUUGCAAGAUCAACCCAAAGACGGGGGGAAUAGUUAUGCUCGGUAGAAGUGAUGGAACUUUAAAUCCCAACGGAGUGCGAUUUGGAAGCUCUGAAAUCUAUAACAUCGUGGAGGCCUUUGAGGAGGUGACCGACAGCCUGUGUGUUCCCCAGUACAACAACGACGGGGAGGAGCGUGUCAUCCUCUUCCUAAAGAUGGCACCUAAUAAGGAAUUCUGCCCCGAGCUGGUGCAGCGCGUCCGCGCCGCCAUCCGCACUGGCCUGUCCGCCCGGCACAUCCCCGCCUUCAUCCUGGAGACACAGGACAUCCCGUACACCAUCAGCGGAAAGAAGGUGGAGGUAGCUGUCAAGCAGGUGUUAGCGGGAAAGGAAGUCAGCCAGAGAGGCGCCUUCUCCAACCCCGCUGCUUUGGAUCUCUACAAGAACAUUCCCGAGCUUCAGGGCUUCUGAGCCAGCGCUACUGCUGGCUGCAAGGGGAGGGAGAGCAGGGUGACGCCCUGCCAGGGACACCUCUGCUCACAGGAACCGGGUCAUGCAUGCUUUUAAUUGAGGAUCCAUUCAGACUAGGCUGUAUGUCUCCGUACUCAAUGCCAGGAAGUGGAAAGUGGGGGAGCAUUCGGUGCCCACCUGCCUGAAAAACAGCCCAGGCUUGGGGCAUCUUGCUGGGGGAGUUAGGGACAUACCACCUGAAUUUCAGAAUAUCUGCUCGUUCCCUCUGUGAACACAUCUUAGGAUUUUUUUCUUCUUUUUUAUUUUUGAAAUGCAGACAUGGAAGAAUAACCCUUUGGUGUUAGGCUGAUGAUGCAAAUUGUUUUUGUCACUUUAAGCCAGAACCGGAGAAGCGAUUUGUCAGUAAAUAGCAGGUUUAGGGUAACACUAAUAUUUGUUUAAUGGGCUUGAGCCUUUAUCUUCCAUCACAGUAAGUGGACUUUUUAAGCACCAGUCCUAUUCUGUUACAAGGUGUGAAAUCCAGCAAAGGGUAACUUGAUUUGAUUAAAUAAAUAGAUUCAAUGCCUUGCAGGAAAGUUUAGGACCUUCCUGUACAAUCUUGAGUUGUAGCUUUAGUAAUGGUUUUUAUGUAAACCGAAUACAGAAAGUGAUUAACGUAUUCUGUGAAACUUGCGUCAUUAUGUUAAUUAUAAAAACAGGAGUGAGCAUUUUAAAAAAUGUAAAAAUACAUAUUUUUGUUUGCUGAGCCCUUGUGCUAUUUUGCAGCACUAUUUAUAAAUAUAGAAUUAGGAAAGACAAUUAAUUAUUAGUUGGCUUUUUUUGAAGUCUAAGUUCUUUUAAAUUAUUAUUAGCCUCUUCGAUUCACUUAUUCCUGCUUAAACCUCAUGCACGCUUGACAUCGUCUUGCAAAAGUAGCUUAUCAGUGGAAAAUUGUAUGUUUCUGCUUUUAUGUCUAUUAAAACAAACCCUUGGCCUAAGCUCUAUGUACUCUUCCAGCUACCUACUAACUGAAGAACUCAGCUCUGUAUGUUUUAAGCUACUUACUAACUAUACUAAGUAUGAGCCGAUCCACAUUUUUCCAGUUCUAAUCCGAUUCCGAUACAUAACUGCUGAUACAGAUUCCAAUACAAAAUCUCUUUUUACUUUAAUAUUAUCAAUAGAGGCACACUGAUCCCACUUUUUCAGUGCUGCUACAAUCCCAACACCUGAGCAGAGGGAAUCGGCCAAUAAGUAUUGAUCUGAUACCAGUUUUUUUUUUUUUUAACUAGUGGAAAAUGGAAAAUGUAUUCCAAAAAAGCUUUAAUUCGGCUACUAGAGUCAUACAUAACAUACUUAGGUUAGCUGAGCUGAAUCUGUUUAGCCUCGAGCAAAGGAGAUUAAAGGGGGGGGACAUGAUCCAGGUAUAUAAGAUUCUAACAGGUCUGGAUGCUGUUCAGCCAAAUGGCUGUUUCAAUAUUAGUUUAAAUACUAGCACUUGUGGCCAUAAGUGGAAAUUAGCAGGAGAACAUUUUAAAAUGAAUUUGAGGAAGCACUUCUUUACAUAGCAUGUAGUUAGAGUAUGGAAUAGUCUUCCUGCUAGUGUAGUGUAAGCUAAAACCCUGGGUUCCUUUAAAUUAGAGCUAGAUAAAAUUUUAACAACUCUGAGCUAUGAGUUAUGUUCUCUCCAAAGGGGCUUGAUGGGCCGAAUGGCCUCCUCCACCAGUAUCACAAGCUGCUGCGAGUGAGCAUAACAGCCCAAGCAAUAGCAACUCCCAGAUUAUCCAUUGCUUUUUUCAUAAUACUCUCGUUGUCUCAUCACUGUGCUUCAUCUAGUGGGAUUUUCCACUAAAUGCUAGUUCCACCUCUGAAAACUUUUUUGCAAAUUAUAAUAUAAAAAUUGUAAAUCGCUGUGGUCGUUAAAAAUGUAAAGUACUUCCAGAUCUUCACCUACAUAUCUGAUGUUCUUACGCACCUCCUACUGCAAAGGAUAUGCACGUGAUGUCACAGCAGGCGGAAGUCACUGCACUCGCAACCACUGAGUGGCAAUUGGACUGAGUGCCACCGUUAAUGUUCAGCUUGGAUGCCUCAAAAAUGCGUCUAAAAUGGGAAAGGGAGGUUGUGUAAUUGAUUGUACAAAUUGAUUUAACAAGAAAUAGGAGCUAUACUUUUUACAGACUGCUGAAGACUAAAUAAGUAUUGAACAUAUAACCAAUACCUGAUACGUAUAUUAGGUAUAGAUUGGUGACGAUUCCAGUCCCAAAUAUGGGAUCAGUGCACCUUUACUACUAACCGAGUUCAGCUCUGUGUACGCUUUGAGAUGCCUACUAACCGAAGAGUUCAGCUCUGUGUACGCUUCGAGAUGCCUACUAACCGAAGAGUUCAGCUCUCUGUACGCUUCGAGAUGCCUACUAACCGAAGAGUUCAGCUCUGUGUACGCUUCGAGAUGCCUACUAACCGAAGAGUUCAGCAUGCCUAGCUUCAGUGUUUUACCGCAUUUGUCUUCCAUUUUAGGAGCAUUGUUCUUCACAAAGGCAGUACUGUGCUAGCUGUAGUCUCUUCCUGUACAUGUGCUCAUUGGCGACUUAUUGUGUCCGCACAGCAUUUGUGAGUAAUGACCUAACCAAUGUGGGCCCCAGGUGGAGUUUUUACUCUUCUUGUGCCUCGGACCCCUCUGGCUGUUUUGUGAGGCUAAGGAUCCUUUUGUCAUAAAAAAUUAUAUGAAAAUAUCUGUGUUCUUCUGGUGACAGUCACAGGUACUGCUAACAGUACUGUGGUUUCUUUGCCUGCAUUCGUAACUGAAGGAAAUACUAGGUUUCAGUUAGAGGAUAGUGAAAAUAAAGAUCCCAUGCAAGUUGAUGGACCCCUUGAAAUUUUGGGGGACUGUAUUGACCUUCUGUCUGGAAACUGUGCUUCAAAGGAGGGGAAAGAGCUGUGGUAUGUAACCUUCCAGCCUACGCCUAUAACCCCCGCUGAAAUGCUGCUCUCAUUUUAAGCUAUUAAGGGUGUCAGAGUUAUCCAUACAAUGAUGGAAAAUGAUAUUGCUCCAUACAUAAGUAGACUGUUUAAUGUGUCCUCUUGAGAUAUUGUGUUUGUUCUCUGUGUCACAUUCACCAUGGCGACUGUAAAUUAAAGGAAAUGUAGCUCAGCUCCUCAGCGCUUGAGCAUCUUGAGCAGCUUCCUGUUUCUGCAACUGUGAUGGAUGUGCUUGCAUGUAAACACCACACACAGUGGGCCAGAUGUCCCUACUCUUCAGUGCAGUAUUACUCUGCGUGUGUCUGAUGCAUAUUCACAGCGCUGUCUUCCCUGACCCGAGCUUCUGCUGUAGCGAGUUGGUUUUUUUUAAAGGGCCUCCGUGAGGUUUGAAGGGCGUCGUGUCCUAGCAGCGAUUUCCAGCAAGGUGACCAUAGAUCUACUUCACUAACUCCUACAUGUUCAGUGCUUUUGGACAGGUGAUCCUGAGUAAAGAGGGAAACAUCACAGCCGAACCCUGAGUUACUUCCUAAGGAAAGAGCAGGAUCAUCUUGUAUGCGGGACUCUAUUGGUCCGUACAUUUGUUUUCACUCAUUCAUCAAAAAUCCUACUAUUGUCUUUCUGUUUAUUUGAUCUGUAAACGACAAAAUAAGUGUAAAAAGGUUUCGUUAAUGUUGAUGCUCCAAAUAAAGAAUACAUCAAAGUCUUUUUGAAGAUGAGGAAUUUUAGUAAUGAACGACAGUUUUGUCAUUUUCAUUGCACUACCUUUAAUGUGGAAUGGAUGGUCUGUUGAUGAAAAUACUCAUUGCAUUUACAUUGAACAUAUGUACAUAUCUGAAAUAAAAUCUGCCCUAUAUAGCCACUGAUGUUUUGGGAAUACAAUCUGGUUCCUUUUAUUGUA
This is a messenger RNA of Brienomyrus brachyistius, 6395 nucleotides long. It is a transcript of the gene aacs, whose product is annotated as acetoacetyl-CoA synthetase. The record is from RefSeq and is a predicted model, not a curated record. Gene Ontology annotation, molecular function: acetoacetate-CoA ligase activity. Gene Ontology annotation, biological process: positive regulation of insulin secretion; lipid metabolic process. The coding region runs from base 383 to 2545 and encodes 720 amino acids. Lineage: Eukaryota; Metazoa; Chordata; Actinopteri; Osteoglossiformes; Mormyridae. Gene Ontology annotation, cellular component: cytosol. The transcript has 18 exons.